Molecule: messenger RNA, 5607 nt
Organism: Acanthochromis polyacanthus (spiny chromis)
Lineage: Eukaryota; Metazoa; Chordata; Actinopteri; Pomacentridae
Gene: camta2
Product: calmodulin binding transcription activator 2
Biological process (GO): regulation of transcription by RNA polymerase II
Cellular component (GO): nucleus
Molecular function (GO): protein binding; double-stranded DNA binding; transcription coregulator activity
Source: RefSeq, a predicted model, not a curated record
GCCUCUGGGGGACGUAUAUCGGGGCAGUGCAGGCGGCCGUGCGUUCUGUGAGGCUCAUCCUGCAUGGACCCGUCGCCAUGAGCAACAAGGAGAUGGUUUCCACGGAGACAGAGAACAGAGGCCAGAGGAAGGUGUUUGUUCCCAACAAGCUGCUCGAGUGUCUUCCCAGUUCUUCCAGUCUUCCCAGUGAGAGGCUGCGCUGGAACACCAACGAGGAGAUCGCCUCCUACCUGAUCUCCUUCGACAGACAUGAGGAGUGGCUCUCCUGCAGCCUGAAGACCAGGCCCAAGAACGGCAGCAUCAUCCUCUACAACCGCAAGAAGGUCAAGUACCGCAAGGACGGCUACUGCUGGAAGAAGAGGAAGGAUGGGAAGACCACCAGAGAGGACCACAUGAAGCUCAAGGUCCAGGGCAUGGAGUGCCUCUACGGCUGCUACGUCCAUUCCUCCAUCGUGCCAACAUUCCAUAGGAGAUGCUACUGGCUGCUGCAGAACCCUGACAUCGUGCUGGUCCACUACCUGAACGUGCCGUCCCUGGAGGAUUCUGGGAAAUGCAGUCCUCUGCUGUGUGCCGUGUCCGACCGCCAUGACAGCCUGAGGUGGAGCCGAGAUGACCUGCUGAGCCAGCUGAAGCCCAUGUUCCACAGUAUGAAGUGCUCCGUGGGUUCGGGUGACUUCAGCAUUGAGGAGCUGGUUCAGCACAUCCUGGACCGACAGAGAACCAAACCACAGCCAAGGACACACACCUGCCUCUGUAACACCGUCCAGGUGUCUUCAGGAGUGAACAUUCCCCAUCGCUGUAACAGCACCAAACACCGCAUCAUCUCCCCCAAGCUGCCGCCGUCCUGCCGGCCGACUCCAUCACCGCUGUCUGAGCUGGGGGAGGCCGGGAGGACGGGAGGAGACGCCAAGCUGCCUCACCUGCAGGCCCAGAGCAGCCCAGCCUCGUCCCCAUCCUCCAGUUCGGCAUCGUCCCCCCCUCAGCCCCACAGAGCCGCCAUCACCGUGAGUAACCACGGCAACGGCUUCUAUGGAGACCGCCACAGCAACCUGACGACAGUGGCGCUGCCCCAGAAUGCCGUCAUCGUCAUGGCAACGACGGCCACUACCAUCGCAGGGGGAGGAGGCGGAGGAGGCGGGGCUGGUUGUGAGGAGGCGGGGCCGACGAGGAGCCUGUCACUCACCCGCUCUGGACAGCUGCUGCUCUCCCCUGCCCUCCCCCCUCCCUCUACGACCGCUCCCGCCUCCCCCUCCCCUCCCUCCUCCUCCUCCCCCGCCCCCCCGGCCCUCCCCCCUCCUCCCCAGCCGCCAGGCGUGGCCACGCUCUCCCUCACCCUCCUCCCCUCCCCCGUCAUCGGAGGCCUGCUCCUCACCCCUCCCCCUGCUGCAGCCCCUUCCCCUCCGUCUCCCCCCUCAUCCCCCUUGUCAUCUCCCCCCUCUCUCCCCCCGGCCUUCGACCCCGACUCCUUCCUGAACUCCCCCAAACAGGGGCAGACGUACGGCGGCCCCCCCUCCAGCCCCUCAACUGCCCUCUGCGCCUCCUCCCCCCUGUCUCCCCCCUCCCUCGCCCUCUCCCUCUCCCCCACUUCCACUCCUCCCUCCUCUGUCUCACCCCCAUCGUCCCUCUCCUCCCUCUCCUCCUCGGAGGCGGACCGCAGAGACUCCGCCCCGUCAUCCUCACCCCUCUCCUCCUCCCUCCCUCCCUCCCUCUCCCUCUCGCUGUCCCCCACCUCCUCCGUGGCUCCGCCCCUCCUCCCCCUCUGUCUGGAGCUGGGAGGUCUGGGGGAGUCGGAGAGAGGCCGAGGGGAGUCUGGUGGUGAGGGGGAGGUGAUGGAGCGGAGAGUUGAUGAUGAUGAUGAUGAUGAUGAAGGAAGGGCUCCGCCCACCAAGCUGGCGCUGCUGCAGACAAGCCCCGGCUCCUGCAGCUCGUCUCCACGACAACAGACGACCAGCUCCGCCUCCCUACUCCUUGUCUGCCAGGACUCGGCCAGCCAGCCAGCCAAUCAGACUCAGCUACAGGCUCCUGAAGCCCCACCCCCAGCUGAAAUCUCCCAUCAGCCCCUGGUGCUGCAGAAGCCGGUUGCUCUAAGCUCCGCCCCCGACAUGCACCCUCCCACCUCCCCGAUCCAGGUGAAGGAGGAGAGCGGACAGACCUUCGAUGCCGAGGACACCCGCAUGGACACGCACCUGUCGGAGGAGGCGGAGCCCUGUGAGCGCGGGGGGGAGGAGCUGGACAUCUCCUUCGACAGCCAGUUCCCCGACCUCAUCUCUGACCUCAUCACUGAGGAGGCCAAUCCUGUCGCUGCUCCACCCCCCGCCGUGUUCCCGGUCCGCUACAUGGUGCCGCCCCAGCCCUCCCCCUCCUCCUCCUUCCUCCCCUUCCCUCACCCACUGCCCUCCUCCUCCUCUUCCCGCCUCUCCACCAUCACAGACUUCUCACCGGAGUGGUCGUACCCCGAGGGGGGCGUGAAGGUUCUGAUCACCGGGCCAUGGAGCGAGCCGGUGGGUCGCUACUCCUGCGUGUUCGACCAGAGCACCGUCCCCGCAUCGCUGAUCCAGCCCGGAGUCCUGCGCUGCUACUGCCCCGCCCACGAGGCCGGCCUGGUGUGUCUGCAGGUCCUGGAGUCCGGAGGUUCUGUCUCUUCGUCGGUUCUGUUCGAGUACCGGGCGAGGAACGCGAGCUCUCUGCCCAGCUCUCAGCUAGACUGGCUCUCAUUGGACGAUAAUCAGUUCAGGAUGUCCAUCCUGGAGCGUCUGGAGCAGAUGGAGCGCAGGAUGGCAGAGAUGUCUGCCCGGGACCUCCACCACCAGCAGCAGCAGCAGCACACGCAGCAGAGCGGAAACCAGCUGGCCACGCCCCCUCCACCUCUACCUGAAGACCACGAACAGUCCUCACAGUGGUUUGAGAGGAGGAUUGUGGGAGUUUGUGAGCGGAUGAUGAAGGGAGGAAGAUGGACGGGAGGAGGAGGAGGAGGAGAGAGGCUUCAUCACUCUGUCCGUCACCGAGGGAUGACACUGCUGCACCUGGCUGCUGCUCAGGGAUACACACACCUGAUACACACUCUGAUACACUGGAGAAGCGUGAACAGUGACAGUCUGGACCUGGAACAGGAAGUUGACCCUCUGAACGUCGACCACUUCUCGUGCACGCCGCUGAUGUGGGCGUGUGCGCUCGGCCACCAGAGGGCAGCAGAGCUCCUGUACAGCUGGAACAGUCUGGCCCUGGGGAUCCCUGAUUCGCUGGGACGCCUGCCGCUCGCGGUUGCUCGUUCCCGCGGACACACCCGCCUUGCCACCACGCUAGAGGAGCUGCACACGCAGCGCACACACGUGACGCCCCGGGACUCGCACACGCCUCCCACCGACACACACACUCCAGCCAUGCCACAGCCACAGCUUCCUCCUUCUCCUCUGUCCACCAGCCCCGACACAGGUUUGAGCUCUUCCAGCAGCCUCCCCUCCCCCAGCGACCCCUCCUCCCCCUCACCAAGCUCCGCCUACUCCAGUGGCCCCGCCCCCAUGGACACCUCCCCCUCCUCACCUUCGUCUCCCUCCUCGUCCUCCUCACUGCCUGUCUCCCCUCCCUCCCCCUCCUCCCUCCCUGCUGUGUCCAUGUGGAGGGAGGAGCCCAGCGCCGCCUUCAGUGCAGGUCUGACCCCCGGCGGCUCCAGAGACUCCCCCCUGUACCUGAUGGACUAUGAGAGCUCCGCCCACAGCCACGCCCACAGCCGACCGGCGACGCUAGAGGAGACACUGCUGAGCUACAGCGAGAACGCCGAGAACGAAGGCGAGGAGGAGGAGUACCUGGAGGAGGAGGUCCUGCAGGUCGACAUGGCAACGCUGGCGGAGCAGAUCAUCGAGGCGACUCCAGAGCGAAUCAAACAGGAAGACUUCCCCAGGGGGGCGGAGUCACCGCUCAGAGAGAGGCGGGACAACCCCGCCAUCCAGGACACCUGGCUGGCCAACUACCUGGAGACGGUCGACGCCCACACACACUCCCCGCCCAGGCGAGUGUGCCCCCCCUCUCCCCUCAGCGCUCUGGCCCUCCAGAGACUCCGCCCCCCCUCCUCUGCGGCGUGGGCAGAGUUCCUGAACGCCUCGGCCAAUGGGAAGAUGGAGAGAGACUUUGCCCUGCUGACGUUGACAGACGGCGAGCAGAGGGAGCUGUAUGAGGCAGCCAGGAUCAUCCAGAACGCCUUCAGGAGAUACAAGGGUCGGAGGCUAAAGGAGCAGCAGGACAUGGCUGCUGCCGUCAUCCAGCGGUGCUACAGAAAGUACAAACAGCUAACAUGGAUAGCUCUGAAGUACGCCCUCUACAAGAAGAUGACCCAGGCCGCCAUCCUGAUCCAGUCCAAGUUCCGGUCGUACUACGAGCAGAAGCGUUUCCAGCAGAGCCGGAGGGCGGCGGUCCUGAUCCAGCAGUACUACCGCAGCUACAAGGAGUACGAACGUCUGAAACAGGCGCCGAGAGGGGCCGCUAGCCACAACCCCAAGAUCAAAGGCUCCUUCCUGACCAAGAAGCAGGACCAGGCAGCCAGGAAGAUCAUGAGGUUCCUGCGGCGCUGCAGACAUAGGAUCAAGGAGCUGAAGCAGAGCAGGGAGCUGGAGAGGAGAGGCCUGACCACCUGAAGGUCCACCACGGAUCCACCUGUCCUCCUCAGAGCGCCGACCCUCAGCGCCGCCUGGCAGGCACAGCUCCUUUCUUUGCCCUGAGCGGAGUCUAGCAGGAAGAGAGCGGGUCGAGCCGUCGGUCCUGUCUGACUUCAACCAACACAGCAGUGAUCAACUUUAGCCUGAAGUCGAUCAUUUGUUCAGCUUCAGGAGAUCUGAACCCUCCUGUCAGACUCAGCUCAGGGCAGACGGAGCACAGUGGGUCGGAGGAGCUCAACGAAGCUAACGAAGCUAACAAAGCUACUUCUAUUUAAACACAAUCACUUAUAGAACGUUCUAUAUAAUAUAUAAAUCUAUAUAUUCUAAAGUCAAGUUUCUAGAUGCUCUGGAUGUUUAUUUAUUACAGCAUGAACCGUGUGUGUGUGUGUGUGUGUGUGUGUGUGUGUCUGUGUGUGUGUGUGUGUGUGUGUGUGUGUGUGUGAGGUCCAGUCUUAAGGACACACCUCUGACCUCUGGCUCACCUGAAGACGCUCUGACAACUCGGCAUGCUGGGUAACGUAGUGACUCAGAAGGCAGACCUGGGCGUAGUCCUCCUGAUUCCGUGUUCUGGUGACGCUGUGAGGUCAGACGGGUCCCUCCAUGUCUGGACUGUAACGAGUCCGGAACCCUGACGGCGACUCAGCAGCGGCGACGGCACUUUGUCUCCACCAAUCACUGCUGCUGCUGGGUUUCCUGCCACGCUGCUCGCAGUCCUGCUGUUUUUAUGACGUGUGCUUUAUUAGGCAGAGACUCAACGGUGCUGCGGUGAUGUCACGGUGACGUCGCAGCGCCGAGGCCCGAGCAUGAGCUUCGUUUCUACCUAGAAACAGUCGGUUGUUAUUGUUGAGCUGUUGCAGUGACGCUUUGCAUGAGUUUGUAUUUCAACGUUCUGCAUUUCAAACCUUUAAACCGAUCGAUAACUUUACCAUGGAGUCAUCAAUAAAUCAGCUGUUUGUUA